Messenger RNA from Pistacia vera, 769 nucleotides. RefSeq lists its product as uncharacterized. The coding region runs from base 1 to 555 and encodes 184 amino acids. The transcript has 4 exons. The record is from RefSeq and is a predicted model, not a curated record. Gene Ontology annotation, molecular function: protein binding. Lineage: Eukaryota; Viridiplantae; Streptophyta; Magnoliopsida; Sapindales; Anacardiaceae.
AUGUCGAAUCAUGAAGUCAGGAUUAACCUCGCACCAGAGGUUGAGUUACAUGCCAAGAAAGAUGCGCUUGUGACAUCUCCUUCACAAGAACAGGCUGUGAGGGAUACAGCAGAUGCAGGAAAUGAUUGUGCUGAAGAAAAAGAUAACAGUGGGAAAUCACCUCUUCCUCAAGACCUGCCUAAUAAUCAAAGCAUAAAUGAAGACUUUAAAAAACUGUACAAAGCUGCAUUGAAAGAUGAAUGGAACACAGCUUAUAAGGAAGUUUUUAAAGGAGAUCCAUUGAAAAAUUCAAAAUAUUUAACAGCUAGGAUAUCAGAAAAACAGGACACUGCACUUCACAUUGCAGUUGCGGCAGAGUCCUCUAUGUUUGUCAAAAAACUGGUAAAUUUUAUGCAGAAAGACGAUUUGGCUAUUAAAAAUGGUGAUGGCAAUACUGCUUUUUUUCUUGCUGCUGAAUCCGGAAUGGUGGGAUUUGCCAAGAUUAUGGUUGAGAAAAUGAAGAGUUACCAGGUAUCCGUGGAGGUGGAGUUGAGGAGAUGUUACCAAUUCAUAUAGCGGCGCAGCAUGGCCAUGAAAAGAUGAUGGAGUUUCUUCACAGCGUAACUAAAAACAUGACAGAAAAGGACAAGAAAAAAUUACAAGAUCUGACCAAUGGAAAAGAUUUGUUUGGGGAAGCGAGGGUUGAUAAUGCACCCGAAAAUGUGUUACAUGAAAAAAAUGACGAGCAUGUGAUAAAACCUCCUCAAGAAGAGUCAGGUAUAGAACUUUU